Messenger RNA from Oreochromis aureus, 887 nucleotides. RefSeq names its product complement C1q-like protein 3. Bases 318 to 806 code for a protein of 162 amino acids. NCBI's taxonomy places the organism in Eukaryota, Metazoa, Chordata, Actinopteri, Cichliformes, Cichlidae. The transcript has 5 exons. The record is from RefSeq and is a predicted model, not a curated record. Gene Ontology annotation, molecular function: protein binding.
AAGACGGAAGAAAACGGUAAACUAUUGCUAAUGGAGAAAAGGGAGAGAAAAACAUGGUUAAAUUGUACAAAAACGAAUGGUUUUAGCUACAGUCGACAGGGGAACAAGCUCUUACAUUGGUUUGUUUUCUGAUACAUGGCAAGGAAUAAUAAAGGUUAUUCAACAACCAUCAGUUCUGGCCUUCUCAGUUCGACUGGAUGCUACAGUAAGAGCUUGACCGCCGCCAUUUUGCUACACCACGAGGGCUCAAGGAUACUAUCGAAACACAAUCACCUUCAUGCGUUCAUACAUGUAAUAACGCCAAAGAGUUUGAUGCCAUGACAGAAAAAAUAAAUUCUUUGAAAACCAAGAUGAUGAACAUUGAAAACAGGCUGACGGGCUAUGAAAGUCGCAUUCUGCAGCUGGAACAAAAGGAGAGAAACACGGUCAUAUUCAGUGCUGGAAUUGAGGGAAGUUCACCAUUGGGUCCCUUUAACACAGACCAAACUAUAAUCAUUUCCGGAAAUGCCUACAACAAACUCACAGGUAUCUUCACAGCACCUGUUUCAGGUGUUUACUUUUUUACCUAUUUCUGUCAUUCUGGAGGUGGCAGUACAACAUCGCUGCAUUUGUACAAGAACAAUGAGGUGAUACUGGAAAUCCAUGAUCACCAGUCAGCUGACACGGCUGAUAAUGGAGGAAAUGCAGUGUUCCUGCAGCUGCAGCAGGGUGAUACAGUCUAUGUGCGCUUAAAGGCAAAUUCACAUGUCUAUAGAGCCAGCACAGUAACAAAUUUCAGUGGAUUUUUGGUCAAACAAAACAAUUAAAAAUAGAUUUACAUGUCUUUGAAAUUGUAUUUAGCUGCAGUGUUUCUUGUGUGUGCUCCAAUAAAACACAUUUAAAUCAUA